Molecule: messenger RNA, 585 nt
Organism: Lichtheimia ornata
Lineage: Eukaryota; Fungi; Mucoromycota; Mucoromycetes; Mucorales; Lichtheimiaceae
Product: magnesium-dependent phosphatase-1
Exons: 5
Coding region: 1-585 (194 amino acids)
Molecular function (GO): acid phosphatase activity
Source: RefSeq, a predicted model, not a curated record
AUGACAAGGACUCAGCAACUCCCUGAACGCCAUCCCAAGCUGAUCGUCUUUGAUCUGGACUAUACACUAUGGGAAGAAUGGAUUGACUCCACUUCAGGACCACCCUUUUCGUAUGACAAGGCCAAGAACGUUGUUUACGACAGGGAUGGAUACGAGAUGCAUCUCUUCAAGACCACCACAGCCAUCUUUGCACUUAUCCACAACUCGAUGCCCAAUACCAAGAUUGCUAUUGCUUCACGCACGCAUACACCUGAUUGGGCUUAUGCUGCGCUUAAAUUACUGCGGAUUCCAGAGUUGAACAUGACGAUGCAUGCAGCCAUUGAACGCUUUGAGAUCUAUCCCAGCAGCAAAAUCAAGCAUUUUGAAGCAUUAAGGCGAAAGACGGGGAUCGAUUGCAGCGAGAUGAUCUUUUUCGAUGAUGAAUGGCGUAACAACGAAGUCAGGACAUUGGGUGUCCAUUUUCAUCAUGUCGACUCUCGCAAAGGUGUCACGAUGCAACAAUUCAUGGAUGCCUUGAGCAAGUAUGAUCGGGAUUCACGCUACGUCCAAACCAAGCUCGAUUUUAGCAAGCAUACAUCACAAUGA